Pyricularia grisea is the source of this 348-nucleotide messenger RNA. RefSeq lists its product as uncharacterized. The record is from RefSeq and is a predicted model, not a curated record. The coding region runs from base 1 to 348 and encodes 115 amino acids. The transcript is spliced from 3 exons. NCBI's taxonomy places the organism in Eukaryota, Fungi, Ascomycota, Sordariomycetes, Magnaporthales, Pyriculariaceae.
AUGGGCCGAGUGCGAACAAGCCUUUGGCACGCUGAAGAGGCUGAUGGGCAGGGGUUGAAGCCAUGCCUGGCCAAUGGAGACCUGUUUGACGCGUUUUGUCUAUACGCACAUAACGAGUACGACUUGGGCAUGUGGAUAAGGGAGCUUGCUGGCUUUUCAAAGCCUUAUUUUGACCAGUAUAUGAAGCAGAUGCCUCGCAGCGAGCCGGUGGAGCAAUGGGACGAUCGUAACCGCCUCUACUCGAAUCGAGUUCAACCUCUCCCACUCGAGCCACUUCCCUGGCGUGACAACAAGCAGGGAGCACAAGAUGUUAGAUACUUGGUUGAAAAGUAUAGUACCAAGGUGUAG